This is a messenger RNA of Penaeus chinensis, 3505 nucleotides long. It is a transcript of the gene grp, whose product is annotated as serine/threonine-protein kinase grp-like. Gene Ontology annotation, biological process: protein phosphorylation; mitotic G2 DNA damage checkpoint signaling. Gene Ontology annotation, molecular function: ATP binding; protein serine/threonine kinase activity. Gene Ontology annotation, cellular component: nucleus; cytoplasm; site of double-strand break. The record is from RefSeq and is a predicted model, not a curated record. NCBI's taxonomy places the organism in Eukaryota, Metazoa, Arthropoda, Malacostraca, Decapoda, Penaeidae. The coding region runs from base 406 to 1863 and encodes 485 amino acids. The transcript is spliced from 11 exons.
UGAUGAGAAACAGCUGACGGCGAGGACCGGCGCCCGCCAUGCCCAGGCUCGCUGCCCUCCUGCCCGGCCCUCGUGCCCAGCCGCCGCUGCCCACGCGUGGCCUCCGCGCCGGGCACUCGACGCCCUGCCGCCCCGCGUGCCCAGGAGAGGAGUGCCCGGCGGGAGAGGAGGGCACGAGGCUGCAGGACGGGCAUGGCCGGGCAUGGCCGCAGUGGGACUGGGUACGUGUCGUGGGCACGGCUUGCGGCGGGCGGCUUGGCCUCGGCGCCGCCAACGGCCUCAGCCCACUUGCCGCCCCGAGACGUGCCCAGGAGCCCUGCUGGGCCUCCAGUGCAGUUCUGGGCGCCGAAGUGAGCAGUUUGUGGUUAUGUUGGCUAGAAAGUGUCAGAAAAGACCAGCACCACCAUGGCUGGGCCGGUCACCGAAUUUGUGGUGGGGUGGAACGUAGUCCAGACCCUGGGAGAGGGUGCCUUUGGAGAAGUAAAAUUACUAAUCAAUAAGGACACUGGGGAGGCAGUUGCCAUGAAGAUGGUUGACUUGGUCAAACAUCCAGAUGCAGCAGAUGCUGUGCGCAAGGAAAUAUGUCUGCACCGCAUGUUAAAACAUGCAAACAUCAUAAAAUUUUAUGGAAGUCGCCGUGAAAAUUCAAUGCAGUACAUGUUCCUGGAAUACGCUGCAGGUGGUGAACUGUUUGACCGCAUUGAGCCUGACACGGGCAUGCCUCCCCACCAGGCACAGAAGUACUUCAGGGAAUUGAUCAGUGGUGUGGAAUACCUCCAUGGACGGGGUGUUACACACCGGGAUCUCAAGCCAGAGAACUUGCUGCUUGACGAGAAUGACCAUCUUAAGAUAACAGACUUUGGAAUGGCCACUCUCUUCAGACACAAUGGGAAGGAACGUGAAUUGGAUCGUCGUUGUGGAACAAAACCAUACAUGGCACCUGAAGUAUUGCUGAGACCCUAUAAUGCCGAACCUGCAGAUAUUUGGUCUUGUGGAGUGAUUCUUGUUGCACUGCUAGCUGGUGAAUUGCCAUGGGAUGAGCCAACUUUUUCUUGUCCAGAAUACACGGCCUGGAAAGACCGAGAUUGUAGAUUGUUCACAACCACACCUUGGACAAAGGUGGACAAUCUGGCCCUCUCUCUUUUGCGCAAGGUAUUGAACACUGUACCUAGGCAUCGAGCAACAGUACCUCAGGUGAAAGCACAUCAGUGGUUCACAAAGAACUACCACAAAUCAUCAGGUUUUGGACGCAAUGCAUCGAAUGACAGCAUGACCCCUACUACCAAGCGUGUGUGCAGUGAGCUUGAACGGGAAAACUCCUCGUUUUGUUUGGAAGACAUGUCAGCACGGUUAGCAUGUUCACAGCCAGAGGCCCCUACAUCUGCUUCAAUUAAUACUGUUAAUAAUGGUCCUAAUGUAGAAAAGGGGGUUGUGAGCUUCUCACAGCCAGCCCAACCUGACCAGCUGUUGCUUUCCUCUCAACUUACUCAAAGUACACAAGCAAGUCAGACACCACUGCAGAGGCUUGUGAAACGCAUGACUCGCUUGCUUGUAAGGACCAACUUGGAGGACACCCUUACUCACCUGGAAGCAUUGUUCAACAAGAUGAACUACACUUAUCGUAUGCACAAUAUCAAUGUUCUUACUGUAACCACUCUGGAUCGACGUGGAGCUCAACUUGUGCUGAAAGCAAGCAUACUGGAUAUGGGCCAGCAUAUUCUUGUGGAUUUCAGGCUUUCAAAAGGAUGUGGAUUGGAUUUUAAGAGACAUUUUCUGCGAAUUAAAGAGGGUUUAUCUCAUAUAGUAAUCAAGGGUCCUGUAACUUGGAAUAUGGCUCUAGCAACAAAUAUGCUACCAGCCUAAUUUGACCCAGACUGAAAUUUUGAAGUCUUUCAAAAUUUAUAUGCUGAAUGUUACUCAUGCUUGUGUAAGAUGUAAAGUAUUAGUCUGUAAUGAAUAAGCUAUGAUUUAUACUCGCUUAAAGUAUAAAAGGGUUUGAUAUUGAAUGGGUUUGAUAUUGAAUGUGUGAUUAACUUCGAAAGGAUCUGAAUGCAAGACUAGUAUGCCUGUAAUAAUUUUUCCGUCUAGAUUAAGCAUUUGGUUAACUUGAAAGGUGACCUCCCAGUAAUAGUAGUAAGGCAGAAUGUUCCAGCAACAUUGGCUGCCUGGAUAGGUAGUGAGUACCCAUCUCAACAGUGUGCUGCGGUUGUAAGAGAAGUCUUGCUAUUGACCAGCCUCCUCUCUACUCUCGCAGGCAGAAUUCUAGUCUUUCACUGAUGGGUGCUUGCUUGCUUUUACGAAAGUAAAAAAAAAAAUUGUUCAAUCAUUCCAUUUUCCAAUAGAGGAAGAAAAACUUUGUUAACUUACUGUCAGUUAAAGAAAUAAUUUUUAUUUUUAUUUACAAGACUUUUAUUAUUCCUAUUUUUUGGUGGCAUAAUAUUUCAAAGAUAGUAAUUUUCUCUAGUCUAGUAUAAAUAAAAACAUUAAAGUGUUCUUAGUUUAUUUCAGUUGAAUAAAUUUGAAGGAUUAUCAUGCAAACACUUGGGAGUAGAACUAUAAAUACCUAUCCUCUAGCUUGUGUAGAGAGAGGGCAUGUACUAAGCUUCGGCCCUGUCCACACGAGGGACAGUUAACACAUGGGUAAAGACAUCAGAAAGUAUGGGCAGUCUCUUGGAAUAGCCAUGCCUGUUCCCUGUAACGGGUCUUUCCAGAGUGAGAAUGUGAGGUUACUCUCUCACUUCUGACAUGCCAAUACCCUUGUGCCUAUGCGGGCAUUCCUUUGUGUGUAUAGUAGAAAUUUAUUGGUGUGGUUUCAUUGUUCAAAGUGUUGGUAAAAUUUUCACCAGCUUUACUCAUUUCGUUAUUGAUAUGGUUAAGUUCAGUUAAAUAUUUCUGAAUAGUGUAGCAUGAAAUAUUUGAUGAGUACAUAAAACGGUUUCAUCAACCAUUGCUGAAGUUUUUCUAACUAGAGUAGAAAUGAUGUACAUAACAUAGUACAAAACUGGAUAGAAAAUUGAAUUGACUUUUAAGAAUGAAACUGAGUUUGUAACUUAAAAGAAAUUUAAGUAUUUAUGGAAUGCUUCCGUAUCAUAUUAAAAAAUAAGUAUACAAACUGUGAAAAGCGCAAAAGUGAAUACUGAAGGUAUCCAGAAAAUUGUGCCUGAAGCAGAAUACCUUUCGAGAUGAUUCUUGCAUUGAAGUAAACAGCUAAUGGUGUUGACUCCAAAUUACUGCAUGAUCAAUCUAACCAUGCAGUAUAGUCGAGCAUCAGCAUUUGGAUAAAUUGCGUGAUGCUUAUUCAUAUCCUUUUUACUUGAAGCAAACUCAUCUCGAAUUACCCCUUGGCCUUGGCUGUAUACUGGCCGAUUAUUUCCUGUAACCUGAAAAAUGUGCAAAAUUGAGUUUUAUGAACUAUUUACGUUAAUGGAAUUUGAAGGUGUAAUUUGCUUCAUAUACCCCAGUUAUGCUCUCGGUGAUUGUCAAGGAAAAUAAAACUGUAUUUUUA